Messenger RNA from Acaulospora colombiana, 332 nucleotides. NCBI's taxonomy places the organism in Eukaryota, Fungi, Glomeromycota, Glomeromycetes, Diversisporales, Acaulosporaceae. The record is from the annotation of a GenBank genome assembly.
GAUCAAAGUCCACUUCCAUGACUCCAAAGGCAACUACCUCAAAACCAUCGAAGGCAACGAGGGUGAUUCAUUACUGGAUUUGGCUCAAGAGCACGAUAUAGACAUGGAAGGGGCAUGUGAAGGCAGCGUAGCUUGUUCGACAUGUCAUGUAAUCCUAUCACCAGAGCAUUACGAUAUGCUGGAAGAGCCGGAAGAUGACGAAAAUGACAUGUUGGAUAUGGCCUUUGGUCUGACUGAUACGUCGCGACUAGGUUGUCAGGUCCUUUUGAAAAAGGAGCUGGAUGGAAUGACUGCCACCCUUCCCUCUGCUACUCGUAACUUUUUCGUGGACG